Messenger RNA from Adineta steineri, 1818 nucleotides. The record is from the annotation of a GenBank genome assembly. NCBI's taxonomy places the organism in Eukaryota, Metazoa, Rotifera, Eurotatoria, Adinetida, Adinetidae.
AUGGUUUGUAAAUCGAAUACUUCUCCGAUUAAUUUAUCCUUUUCUGGAUGUGGAUUUUUGGGUGUAUAUCAUAUUGGUGUUAUAUGUGCAUUUAGAGAACAUGCACCUGAAGUAUUGGAACGUAAAAUGGCAGGCUGUUCAGCUGGUUCACUUGUUGCUGCUUGUGCAUUAAGUGGUUGUUGUCUUGGACAAAUGUGUAGUGAUGCACUUGAAAUAGCUAUACGAGCAAGAAGUCGAGCAUUAGGACCAUUACAUCCAACAUUUAGUAUUGUUGAUAUUAUACGUAAUGGUUUGAGAAGAAUUUUACCACCAAAUGCACAUCAAAUAUGUUCUGGACGUUUAUUUAUCUCAUUAACACGUUGGAAAGAUAAUAAAAAUGUUAUUAUUAAUGAAUUUCAUACACGUGAAGAACUUAUUCAAGUUUUAAUAUGUUCAAGUUUCGUACCAUAUUGGUCUGGAAUACUUCCUCAUAAAUUCCGUGGAGAAUAUUAUUGGGAUGGUGGUUUAACUAAUAAUAAUCCAAUUAUUGAUGAAGGAACUAUUUUAGUUUCACCAUUUGCUGGUGAAAGUGAUAUUUGUCCAAGAGAUGAAUCCGGAUCAUUUUAUAGUGUUGAUUUUCGUGGUACAGAUAUUUCAUGUACACAAGAGAAUUUAUAUCGUAUGACGCGUGCUUUAUUUCCACCCAAUAUUUCCGUUUUGAAACAAAUUUGUUGGCGUGGAUAUAUUGAUGGUUUAAAAUUUUUACAAACAAGAAAUAUGGUUAUAUCAUCACAUUUAAGUACAAAAACAACAAUAUCAUCUGUACUUGGUGAUGAUUAUACUGAACCAGCUACUGAAGAUGAAAAACAAUUAGGUAAUGGUGGAAUUGGUCAAGAUGUUAAUCGAAUGUAUGAACAGUUAGAUGAUGUUGAAGAAGAAUCUAUGGAUGAUUUUGAAUAUUCCGAUGAUGAUGAUGAUGCAUGUCAAUCAUAUGAUGAAUCAAAUGCUGCUAAUAGUCAAGUAGCAUUUAGUCCAUUCUGUGAAAAAAUAACACGAAAAAAAGAAUUACCAACAUCAUUAUAUGCUGUAUUUGCUGAUGCAAGACAAAAAGAAGAAGAUCCAAUAGGAAGAUAUUUUACAGAUUCACGUCUUUAUAAAGUUUGGUCACUUAUGGCUUUACCAGUGACAUUACCUAUCGAUAUGACUUAUGCAUUAACGAAAAGAGUAUUAGGUGUUUUUCGUCCACCACAAGAUACUACUAAACCAGCAUCAUCAAAUCGUGCAGUAAAUUUUCUUUGGUCAUUAUUUACUGAUGAUAAUAGUGAUAAAUAUUGUUAUCAUGUUAAUGAUUGUGAAUGUACAGAAAGUCGUGCAUCAUCAAUAGCAGCCUCUUCAAAUCAUCAACAACGUCGACAUCGUCCUCAUCGUCGUCGUCGGCCUCGCCAUCAAUCAUCAUCUCGAUUGAAUCCUCAUCAUACAAAUUCUAAUAUUCAACAUCAAACACACGCACCGAUGAGUACAGUAACAUCAUAUAGAUCAGAUUCAACAAGUGAUCAUGAAGAUAUUUCAACGAUAAAUGAUGAUAAUGAUACACAAGAUUUAUCAUCAGAAUUAAAUAUAUCUCAACCUGAUAUAGUUACAUCUUCAAAAUCUACAACUUUAAAUGAAGAAUAUUGUCGUCAGUUACAACAAAUGGCUAAUUUAUCAAAUCAACAAAUAUUUCAUGAACAGUCAUCAUCUACAACAUUGCCAUUUUUUGGUAAAAAUGAUCAUGUCAUAAAUACAGAAUCUAAUCCAUUACCGACAUCAACACUUGAAGAAAAUGUUUUAUUUAAUUAG